Cooperia oncophora is the source of this 645-nucleotide messenger RNA. Lineage: Eukaryota; Metazoa; Nematoda; Chromadorea; Rhabditida; Trichostrongylidae. The record is from the annotation of a GenBank genome assembly.
AUGACGUCGACGUGGAGGUGGUGUUUCUGCACAGGUCGUGCCCACGAUUUGAGCUUAGAAGGCGUUAUUCAAACUGACACUUUCACGAAAGUGGAAUUCCUUCACCGCACCGUUAUGGAUUCAUUAGAUUUGUCCCCGGAUGCCGACGCUUGUUUGGUGUUAGCGAACAAGUAUAGUACGAAUCCAGAUGCUGAAGAUGCAGCUAAUAUCAUGCGGGUGAUCUCCAUCAAAAACUACUCAAGUGAUAUACGAGUAAUUGUUCAGUUGAUGCAGUAUCACAACAAGGCAUAUCCUGCUCAACAUCCCGUCGUGGGAUUGGCGACGUGGAGACGAUGUGAUCUGCCUCGCCGAGCUGAAACUCGGUUUCAUCGCGCAAUCUUGUCUUGCUCCCGGUUUCUCGACAAUGAUGGCGAACUUGUUUGCGAUGAGUCACCGCAUACACCAUCGUGGCUGAACGACUAUCUACGUGGUGCUGGCAUGGAAAUGUACACGGAAAAACUAUCACAGGCUUUCGUCGGCAUGUCGUUUCCAGAAGCGGCUGAGUACGUUCUAACAUCCUUUUCAGUCCCAAACGACACAAAAGGACUUCGUCGUUUGUCCUGCAAUACUAUAUUUUUAUUGGCUUAUUUGCAGUGCACUAACUAA